Messenger RNA from Neocloeon triangulifer, 4083 nucleotides. It is a transcript of the gene Hmt4-20, whose product is annotated as histone-lysine N-methyltransferase Suv4-20. The coding region runs from base 430 to 2442 and encodes 670 amino acids. The record is from RefSeq and is a predicted model, not a curated record. Lineage: Eukaryota; Metazoa; Arthropoda; Insecta; Ephemeroptera; Baetidae. Gene Ontology annotation, cellular component: nucleus. Gene Ontology annotation, molecular function: histone H4K20 methyltransferase activity; protein binding. The transcript is spliced from 6 exons.
GCUUUUCGAUUGCUCCUUAUUUUACGCUGUGACCCCGAAGUCCCAAAAUGCGACCUUAACUUCAUUCUCCAUUAAACCCAGAUUGAAAAUAUUUUAUUAAAUGAAAUUCCAACGACGCAAAAGCAAAAUUUUCAAAGGAUAAAACUUUGUCGUGAUGUUCCGUGUCUAGCACGAAAAUGGCAACCCUGUCUGACUGACGUCGAUAAACAACAAUGAGUUUUGUUUUUCGGGCUGUUUUCUUUCCGUGUUUUCAAAAUAUAGAAAACGCCUGGGAUUGAGGAGUGAAUGUCUGUGGAGGACUGCAGCCAGCAAUUCCAUGUCGUGGAAAAUUGUGGGGCAACCUACAGGAAGUUGAAACUUUGCUUUGUUGUCGUCACACACAACCACUGCGGAUAAUCGGACAAACGCUAUCAAAAAAACUGAAAUACGAUGACCAUGGUGUGCACAGCUAGUAGGAUGCUGGUGGACACAGUGCCCAAGAACAACUCCAGCAAACCGCCAGCUGUGGCCAUGUCACCGAAGGAGCUGUCAGACAACGAUGACAUAGCCACUGCAAUCAUCGUCGACCCCUACUUGGGGUUUGUCACUCACAAAAUGAACAUUAGAUAUCGACCCGUGAAAACAAACAAGGACGAGUUCAAAAGAAUUGUGCAGGAUUUUAUAAAGAAUCAGAACUAUGAAAGAGCCUUCAAGCGACUGGCUUCAGUCGAGGGUAUCAUGGGCGCUUACAUGUCCAAAAACAAGCUUAACCAGCACACCCUCAAGGAACACAUUUACCGCUAUUUAAGAGUAUUUGACAAGAAUUCGGGCUUUUCAAUAGAGUCCUGUUUUCGCUACUCUCAGGAAGGUCAGAAGGGGGCUAAAAUAUGUGCCACUAAAAAGUGGAACAAAAACGAGAAGAUCUCCAUGUUGGUCGGCUGCAUAGCUGAGCUGACUGAAGCCGAAGAGGAAAUUUUGCUCCAUCCUGGAAAAAAUGACUUCUCUGUUAUGUACAGCUGUCGAAAGAACUGUGCCCAGCUUUGGCUUGGCCCAGCAGCUUACAUCAAUCAUGACUGCCGAGCCAACUGCAAAUUUGUUGCUACUGGACGAGACACAGCCUGCGUAAAAGUUCUUCGAGAUAUUGACGUUGGUGAGGAGAUAACGUGUUUCUACGGAGAGGACUUCUUUGGCGACGGAAACUGUUACUGCGAGUGUGAAACUUGUGAAAGGAGAGGAACAGGAGCAUUUGCAAAAAGUGACAAGAACACAGAGACGAACGGCAGGUAUCGGUUACGAGAGACAGACAAUAGAUUAAGCCGUACAAAAACCGUUGACAACAAGCCCAAAGAAGAGGAGAGUGAAAACCCUUUGAAAUCUCGGUUGAGUGUCACAGAGCUGCGGCAGAAAGGGCUGACCAAGUAUGACGCAGAGAUGCUUUUGGCACAGGGCUGCACGUUCACGGACUUUGAGUACGAUGCGAGCAGUGCCAAACAGCAGCCUAAGGAGCUGCGCAAGAGAUCCAGAAAUUCCAAUCGUGGCAAGCAGGGGGACCGGCUUCGUGCGUCCGAGGACUCGCAGAGUACUGGCAGCAGCGACCAAGACUCUGUCUCCACGGGCGCAGAUUCUGUAGCCGAGAUGCCACUGAAGGAGGGGAUCACGCUGCGCAACCACAAAAAACUCACAGGGCCGCAACAGCAGCAACUUCAAGAGCUUCGCGACGACGAAAUCCAGCGACGCUCAACCCGACUCCGUUCCGAGGAGGCCGAGUAUGCAAGAAAGUUUGCCGAACUCGACAUUUGCUCCGGCCGGGCGCCAAGCAACGGCGUUAGAAGGCAGCCGAGCAGAGCCGUGGCCAAAAAUUCCAGAUACUGCUCUGCGCCAAGUGAGGUGGUCAUCAGAGAAGAGGUGCCUGAAGAACUGUUUCCCUUGGAUGAGCCAAAGUGGGAGGAUGACGAAGAGGAGGAGGAGGAGGAGGAAGAAGAGAAGUGGGUGCCAGUAGAAGUAGAGGAACCUGAGGUGAGGUGUGUCACUCCGCCCCAUCGCGCGGUCAAAUUGACCCUGAAACUGAAGAGAAGUCCCAUGAUUGAUGAAAUCAUUGAAAGUGGUCUCCCCUUUAACACUGGCUCCUCGCACAUGCAGGCCGAGUACGAAGUUCUGAAAGUGGAAGGAGUGAAUAUGGACCCGAUCGACUCGCCAAGUUCCCCUGGAAGUAGUUGUAGCAGCAGCAGUUCCGGUGCCAGUUUCGACUCUCACCACAGGAAGAAGCACAAAGUCAAACGGGCAAGCAGAAAAAUGCGCCGGGACAUUGCGGCCGAGCUAAACCAAGCGUGGGAAACUUUGCCCAGACUGUCGCCACCCCUCACGCGGCCCCCCAUGAAAAGGCUGAGACUGAUUCUGGGAAAUGAGACUUGCACCAUCGAUAUUCCUCCACCUGCACUGCCGCCUCCUCUUUCUCCCCCUUAACUAUCGCUCUCUUCUAGGUUUUUAAAUUUCCUAAUUAACUUGAAAAAAUCCUAUUUAUAAACCCUCUGAAAGUGUCAAUUUUUAGGACAUCCUUUUUAAUGAAAAAUUGAAAACAGCUUUUUACUUAAUUCAUUUCUUAAAUCAAUCUUCCUAUAAGAAUAUGACCCCAAGCUUUUAAUUUUUCAAUUGAAACUCAUCACGUCUUUGAUCCUACUUAUCCAACAACAAAUAAAUCAAGCUGCGUUUUGUAUUAUUGAAUCAAGGAAUGCGCCAUUGAAUAUAUCUCAGUUCCUAGUCCAACGUCUCUACAAGCCUCUUUCUAUCUUUCUGUUAAUUGGAACUUCUUUCCAAGCUACCGAACUGCCCCCGAGCCCCUUUUGUAACCAGCAAGUAUCUGUCUGAGCAUAACAAGUGAAAAAAGUCCAUCCAUGGAUGCUUUUUAAGACAGGUUAUGAAAUACAAUAGGCUAAUUUUUUAUUAAAAUAUUUGUUACAUAAGUGAUACUCUUGAUAUCUUGUGAUACAGUACGUAAUGAGAGAAGAAAAAAAUGAGAAAAUGCGUGCAAUUUUUAUAGCGUUGCAGCAUCAACAGCAGGUACUUUUAAUUUUUCUGAUCUGUUCAACUUGUGCGUGUCCAUCCAGUUGAGGCAUCGUGCGCUCGAACUCAACUGUGCGCGCAUGUAGAGUUCAUAUACAUGUGUAUAAUUGUGAAUAACUUAGUUCAUUAACUACCGCAGCUUUUAUUAUUAAGGCUGCUGCUGAUCAGAGAAUAGUUUUUGCACCGAAAUUUUUCAUGAGAAAUGUAUUUUAGCCGUAGUUGUUUUGUGUGAAUGGAAUAUCUUUGCGCUACUUAGACGCGCACGAGGAUAAUUAUUAUUUCUGAUUUAAAAAUAGUAAUUCCAAGUUGUUGUUAUCACAUAAUUUAUUAUUAAUUGCGAGUAAAUGGAAUUCAGGGAAUCUACCGGACAAAAUUUGCACACACGAUUUUAAUCUUAUCCUACCUGUCAACAUUGCUCGUGACGCUUUGAUUCGUUUUUUGCAAUAAAAACCACUAGCAUCUCUCUAUACAUUCGUGAUACAGUUUGCCAUAAUCACACUGGUUCGUACGAUCACCUAGAAUAAAAGAAAAAUAAAAGGAAUCCCCUUUCAAAUUUAUUUAUUGUACAUGUAAACUUGAUUAGCAAAUUAAGGUGAUUGAAGACUGGCUACAGAUAUGUAAAAUCUAACGGUAUUUUGCAAAAAAUGAAAGUAUGUAAAAAAAAAAUAUUACUAGCUUCGAAUUGGCCAUAGUUUUUCACUAUUGAUUUGGCAAAUUUGAUUUCCCUUCCAUUCUUCAUGCACCUAAUUAUGUUGAUGUGUCCACAUUUGUUCAGAAUUAAAAUCAGUAAACAAUGAUUGAGCCCUAGCGCUUGAUUUCAAUUUAAUUCCAGCUAAUUUUAGUCUGCAUUUUUUUUAUGUAAUUCAAUGUUAUGAUCAAUCACAUUCUUGCUCGUAGGAUGGUACUUGAAAUAAUAGUUUCAGAUACGAUACGAUCGCCCUGAUUUGUAUUUUGUUUGCCACUGUGUUCAUAAUUAAUUUAACUGUCCGCACUCACAUUGAUUCUGUGGCUGUUGAAAAUAAAAACUUCUUUAAAUUAGCUCAA